AUGAAAGCAGUCAUUGCUCUUUGUGUCCUCUUCGUCGGUGCCUAUUGCGCACCUAUGCUUGAUGAACAGCUCAACAGUCAAUGGGCUUUAUUCAAACGUGUUCAUGAAAAACAAUACAACGCCAUCGAAGAAGAAACCGCUCGCCGAACCAUCUGGGAAGCUAACCUCGUUAAAAUCCAAAACCACAAUCUUGAAGCUGACUUAGGUCUUCACACCUACACUUUAGGAAUGAACCGAUUCGGUGAUAUGACUCAUGAAGAAUUCGUCAAACAAAUGAACGGAUUCAAAAUGUCAGCCAAAGCUGAAUCAGAUGAUUUCGAUCGUCACACAUUCUUAGCUCCAACAAAUAUUGCUCUCCCAGCUGCUGUUGAUUGGCGCAAACUCGGAUAUGUUACAAAAGUUAAAGAUCAAGGACAAUGUGGAUCAUGUUGGGCUUUCUCAGCUACUGGUUCACUCGAAGGUCAACACUUCGCUCAAGCCAAAAGCCUCGUUUCACUCUCUGAACAAAACUUAGUCGAUUGUUCAGACAAAUUCGGUAACAUGGGUUGUGAUGGAGGUUUGAUGGAUCAAGCUUUUCAAUACAUCAAAGCCAACAAAGGUAUUGAUACCGAAUCAAGCUAUCCAUAUGAAGCCGUCGAUGGUAAAUGUCGAUUCAAAAAACAAAACAUUGGUGCCACUGAUACUGGUUUCGUUGACAUCAAAUCAAAGAACGAAACUGAUCUUCAAUCUGCUAUUGCCACCAUCGGUCCAAUUUCAGUCGCCAUUGAUGCUUCACAAGACUCAUUUCAAUUCUACAGCUCAGGUGUCUACAAUGAACCCGCCUGUUCAUCAACCGAACUCGAUCACGGUGUCUUGGCUGUUGGUUAUGACACAGAUGGAUCAAAAGACUACUACAUCGUCAAGAAUUCAUGGGGUACAUCAUGGGGUCAAAAAGGUUACAUCUGGAUGAGCCGUAACAAGAAAAAUCAAUGCGGUAUUGCCACAAUGGCCAGCUAUCCACUUGUUUAA
Messenger RNA from Rotaria socialis, 1008 nucleotides. NCBI's taxonomy places the organism in Eukaryota, Metazoa, Rotifera, Eurotatoria, Philodinida, Philodinidae. The record is from the annotation of a GenBank genome assembly.